AUGGAUAAGCACAGUUACUCCACUGAAAAGAAAAUUGAUGUGGACGGAAAUCCAGAUCUUUGUCCUCAAGCUUCUUGCAAAGACACAGAGAAAAAUAAGCUUACUAUUCCGGUAGCAGUUGUUCCAAUAGUAGCAGUAGUAGUCUCAAUAUGUAUCAUCCUAACUGCAAUCUCUAUUUUGUGGAACUUCAAAACAAGAAGACAAGUUGGGACGAAGAAUGAAUCAUUGGACUCGAAAACUCGACGGUAUAAAUACUCUGAUUUAGUGAGAUUUACCAAUAACUUUGAGAGGGCUAUUGGGAAAGGAGGAUUUGGAACAGUUUACCAUGGAUACUUGGAUGACACUCAAGUAGCUGUGAAGAAGCUCUCUCAAUCAUCAGUUCAAGGAUAUAAGGAAUUUAAAGCCGAGAUUGAACUUCUCAUGAGAGUUCACCAUAAAAACUUGACAACACUUGUUGGAUACUGUGACGAGUGCACAAAUAUGGGAUUAAUCUAUGAGUUCAUGGCUAAUGGAAACUUACAAUCCCAUCUCAUAGAAAAUGAUGCAGAUACCUUGAGUUGGGAAGGUAGACUCCGAAUAGCAACAGAGGCAGCACAAGGAUUGGAGUAUCUCCACAGUGGUUGUAAGCCACCCAUAGUCCACAGAGAUGUGAAGUCCUCAAACAUCUUAUUAAAUGAGAAAUUCCAGGCCAAAUUAUCUGACUUUGGUCUUUCCAAAAUCUUUUCAGUUGAAAGUGGAACUCAUGUGUCCAUGAUUGUUGCUGGAACCCCUGGAUACCUUGACCCGGAGGUCUAUAUAUCAAACAGGUUAACUGAAAAAAGUGAUGUAAGUUUUGGAGUGGUUCUGUCGGAGGUAAUCACAAGCAAACCUGUCAUUAAAAAUACGCUAGAUCAUAUAAGUCAGUGGGUGAGUUUCAUGCUUUCCAAGGGGGAUAUUGCAAAUAUUGUUGAUCCAAGACUACAUGGAGAUUUUGACACCAACUCUGUCUGGAAAGCUGUAGAAAUAGCAAUGACUUGUGUUUCUCCAACUUCUGCUAAAAGACCAACCAUGAAUCAGGUGGUGGUGGAACUGAAUGACUCUUUAGCAAUGGAGGUAGCUCGUAAGAAGUUGGGCAAGGAUGCUGAACCAAAAGAUUCUGUGUUAUCGAUGAAUUUGAAUGUUGAUACUGAAGCAUCUCUCAUGCUAAAGUAG
Messenger RNA from Pistacia vera, 1191 nucleotides. Its product is annotated as probable LRR receptor-like serine/threonine-protein kinase At2g28960. Lineage: Eukaryota; Viridiplantae; Streptophyta; Magnoliopsida; Sapindales; Anacardiaceae. Gene Ontology annotation, molecular function: ATP binding; protein kinase activity. The record is from RefSeq and is a predicted model, not a curated record. Gene Ontology annotation, biological process: protein phosphorylation.